This is a messenger RNA of Erpetoichthys calabaricus (reedfish), 4267 nucleotides long. RefSeq names its product TBC1 domain family, member 23 (gene tbc1d23). The transcript is spliced from 19 exons. The coding region runs from base 54 to 2156 and encodes 700 amino acids. Gene Ontology annotation, cellular component: trans-Golgi network. NCBI's taxonomy places the organism in Eukaryota, Metazoa, Chordata, Cladistia, Polypteriformes, Polypteridae. Gene Ontology annotation, biological process: retrograde transport, endosome to Golgi; embryonic brain development. The record is from RefSeq and is a predicted model, not a curated record.
UGGGCUGGUUUACGACAGUUUUUCCUAGUUUACGGUAAGCAGCCUUGACGUGGAUGUCAGUAGCAAUGGCGGAGGCAGAAGAGCAAGUCCUCCAGGGCAGCUGGAACAGAGACCUUUCCAAUGCUCUGGAGUCUAGUAGCUGUGAACUUGAAACAAUGCAGAAUGUCAUCCAAGAUCGAGAUCUGCCUACUGAACAGAGAGUCAAAAUGUGGAAGAUUGCACUUAAUGUAGCAGGCAAAGGUGAUAGCCUAGCAUCAUGGGACGGCAUCCUAGACUUACCGGAACAGAAUCUUAUUCAUGAUAAAUGCCAACAACUGAUAGAUCAACUGCAAGCUGCAGAAGAUGAGGCUUUGUCAUUGCUUGCUGACGUGGAAUCAGUUAUAACCUUUUAUUGCAAGUCUCGAAACAUCACAUUCAUGGAGAACCUUGGUUGGCCGGAUCUAGUGAAACCUCUCCUCUGCCUUCGACUACCACGAAGUGACCUCUAUAACUGCUUCUAUGCUAUCAUGAGUAAAUACAUUCCCAGAGACUGUAUCCGUAAUGGACGUCCCUUCCACUUAUUUCGCCUUUUGUUGCAGUACCAUGAGCCCGAACUCUGUUCCUAUUUGGACACCAAGAAGAUCACACCGGACUCCUAUUCCCUUCGUUGGCUGGGGAGCUUGUUUGCAUCAUGUUCUUCACCAGAGGUGACUCAGGCCAUGUGGGAUGUGUAUUUCCAACAAGCUGAUCCAUUUCUUAUCUUCUUUUUAAUGCUCAUCAUUCUCGUCAAUGCAAAGGAGAGCAUCUUGACACAGGAAUAUAACAGCAAAGAGGAUCUCAUUAAUAUACUUGAGACAUCACCAGCCCACUUGGAAGUGGAAGAUAUUGAAGAUCUGUUUGCUUUAGCACACUACUAUUACAGCAAAACCCCACUUUCUUUGAGAAAGGAUAACCAAAAUCUUUUUGGAAGCAGUCUGGUAGCACUUAAAGAUGAAGAUAUGGAUCUGAGUCAAGCCCUCUGCCUUCCAAUAUCUGUGCCAGAGAUCCUCCAGGCCAAUCAGCAACUGGCGGAUGGUGUGAGAUUCUUUGUGGUUGAUUGCAGACCUGCUGAGCAGUAUAAUGCCGGACAUCUUUCAACAGCCUUCCACUUGGACUCAGAUCUUAUGCUGCAGAACCCAACGGAGUUUGCUCUAUCAGUCAAGACUUUGCUAGAGGCCCAGAAACAAUCUAUUGAGUCAGGGUCCAUUGCCAGUGGGGAGCACCUUUGUUUCAUGGGCAGCGGCCGUGAAGAGGAAGAUAUGUACAUGAACAUGGUUCUGGCACACUUUUUACAGAAAAAUAAGGAGUAUGUCAGCAUUUGUAAAGGAGGGUUUAUGGCACUCCAACAGCACCUGGCUGAUAUCAAUGUGGAUGGACCAGAUAAUGUUUAUGUACACUGGAUUGUCAGUACUUCUGGUUCUAGAGGUAGCAUCAGCUCCUCUGCCGAUAGUGAAUCCUUAAACAGCUUGGUUGAUGGUAAAGGGGUCAAGUCCCUGGUCAAUAAAAUGACUUUUGCUCUCAAGUCUAAGUCUGUUAACGUCAAGGAACGAGUAAUCAGCUUUAUUGAGAACACAUCUACACCUGUUGACAGAAUAUCUUUCAAUCUGCCAUGGCCAGAAAAGAUGAUCCCUGAUAGGCACGUUAGCAGUAGUGAUCGAGUUGGAAAGCCAUACCGGGGAGUAAAACCAGUCUUUAGCAUUGGUGACGAGGAGGAGUAUGACACAGAUGAGAUUGACAGCUCUUCCAUGUCAGAUGAUGAUCGCAAAGAGAUAGUCAACAUCCAGACGUGGAUAAACAAACCAGAUGUUAAACACCAUAUUCCUUGCAAUGAGGUGAAGGAGACUGGGCACAUGUUUCCCAGCCAUCUUUUGGUGACAGCCACGCACAUGUACUGCUUACGUGAGAUUCCCUCUCGAAAGGGAUUUGCUUAUAUCCAGUCACGGCAGGCACUUAACUCAGUGGUGAAGAUCACAUCAAAGAAAAAACAUCCUGAACUGAUUACAUUCAAAUAUGGGAACAGCAGUGCUUCUGGUGUAGAGGUGCUGGCAGUGGAAAGGUAUUUGAUACCAAAUGCAGGGGAAGCCACAAAAGCUAUUAAACAGCAAAUUGUGAAAGUCCUGGAUGCCCUGGAGAGCUGAUAGAUGGAGGGAUGCCAUAUAUAGCAAAACUGCUAAUCUUUUAAGGACCAAUGGCAGACCACAUUGCAUAAUGGAUUGAAACUGCCAAGGGAAUGACCAUUCCCACUCCCUUCCAACCUAUAAGAAGAACACUUCUGCCUGCCUGCUGCCCAGAGAGGUUUGGAGUUCCAGUGUUGCAGGAAACCCUUGUGGUGGGAAAUUGGAUAUAAAGUUAUAUGAAUUACUCAUUUGCUUUAAAAAAAAAAAUAGGUUUUUAUUUAUUUUUUUUUUUUCGAGGUGGUCUUUGGAUGAACUUGAAAGAUGCAGCAUAUUGAAAUGGUCAUUUUAAAACUUUCUCAGUAUGGCAUCUAACAAUUUCAAAAUGAUGUACAAACUGCUCAGUAAGGGUCUCAGGCAAAAUUGCUUUUUGCAAAUCUGAUCCCUGUCUUAACUUCUUCAUAGAAGGGUCUGUCCCAGACUAGUGUAGUUUGAAACAUUAACACAUAGUUUAGUUAUGGCUACUGUGUGCGUCUCAAUUAGGAGCUUUUGAAAGGUGAUGUAAUUCAAACAGCACUGCUCUAACUAAUAAUGAUUGCAGUGCAAAUCAUGGACCUGUUCAUAAAUGAUAUAGCCUGACCAAUGGAGCAUUUUUCUUUGCUACUGGUCAUUUGCAGUUGAGCAGAAAGGUGCUGCUUCUUCAGCUCAGCUAUCCUUCACAUGGAAUUAUUUGUAUAUUUAAUUAUGCUUUCAUUGAUUGUUAUCAUUAAUUUUGGCAAACUACAUCUAUCUAGUCAAAUACAUGCCAAAUGUGAACUUUAUAUAUAUAUAUAUAUAUAUAUAUAUAUAUAUAUAUAUAUAUAUAUAUAUAUAUAUAUAAUAUAUAUACUUCAUUAGACAGUUUAGGAGACCCUUUUGAUUAAUUACCUACCUUAUGCUGUGUGGCUCUUAUGGUUAGAACCACAGCCAUGUAGGGGAUACAAAUAACCAAAAACCUUUUUUGAUUAUUUCAUUCAGAUUUACUUGAUGGGCCUGAAACCUGUGCUUUCGUGUAAUGCUUGUUUGCUGCACAUUAUGGUGGGAAUCUUAACACGGAGCUUUGGGUAUGAUUUCAGGUGUCUGAGUUUUGCAGAAUGUGCAUUAAAUAAAAGAACGAUACAAACAAUUUCAUAAAACAGCAGGAGGGUCUUGUUAUGUGACUGUUUGAAGGUGUUUAGAUUUUGCAUUGUGUGAUAUUUUUUUAAGUGAAUAAUAUUAGAGGUGCCAUCUAAUUAACAAAGACUCGAUGGAUUUUUUGCUGUUUUAAUGAGACAUGACCCAAAGUUAAUAUCUGCAGUUUUCUACUUUUCACUAGCCUGCAUGGCUCAUGCAGUGCUCCAUUUUUUUUUUAGACCUGUGGAAGCUGUGCCAUGAGUAUGGAAGCUCCUGUGGAGCACAGAGGUGUUACUCAGCACAGUAUUUAUUCUGUUUUCCAGUAUUCAAGUCCUAUAGCUGCUCCUAAUUCUCCCAUCGCCAACCAGAAUUAUGCUCCUUUAUUAUGUGAUCAGUUUGAUUGCCGGCACUAGGCUUGUUUCUAUACAAGGGGUGAUGAUUAUAUUAAAUGUAUAUAUGAUGCAGUAUAAUUUUACUUUCAAGAAAUUUUCUUACUUCCAAAAUAAAAAAUAAGUGUUAUUAUCAUUUUUGCACCAUGUGAGAAAAGUAAUGUUUCAUGGUGCUGGCCUUUCCUGGUGGUUCAUCAUGAAGUGUGUGCACUUGACAUGUGACAAGAAACACUACAGGAAAUGUGCCCAUGCACUCCUCCGUCUGGCCGUGUGCCUCCUGCAGAAAUAGCAUGGGGGAGGUUCUGGGUGGACCACUACAGGCUUUUUGGCAGCCUUCCUUUACUAUGCAAACCACAAGAAGAACAGCAGCUUCCUUGGUCCUGCAUGGGAGGGUGUCAUGGUAAAAGCACAACUUGAAGAUGUCACUAAUAACUUCAAGGACGCUGCAGUGAAAUGAAGUUUCAAAUUGACCUCAUUAAUAUGCUUCAGCUUUUCUAACCUCACAAAUUUAUUUGUAGAGAAAACGUGGAUUUGUGUUAACUGCACCUUAAUUUUUGGAAAUUUUCUUUAUUUUAAUAAACUAUUGAUGAAACA